CACAAACACACUUACACUAAAACACACACACAUACAAAACGUAGUGAGAAUUAAGCAAUGGGCUGGUUGCUAGCGCUCCUUGCACUGCUCUUCGCAAUCAAUGAGUUGCUCGCAGUUCCCACUCCGCUCAAGCUACCAGGCUACACACAUAAACUGACGCCGUACAUCAAGCACUGGGAGGCAGCGAACUUCGAUCGCUCGGUGCUGCAGGUGGCACAACAGCGACACUUGGAGCAGGCACGCGCCCGUCGAAAACGUCAAGCGGAGCCGCCGUCAAGUGGCCUGGGAUUGGCGCACACAAUACGCCUGAAUUUCUCUGCACACGACAGAGACUUUCUUCUGGUGCUGCGUCAGCAGCCAAAUUCGGUGUUCGCAAAUGAUGUGGAAAUCGAAAACACACUGGGACCCAUCGAUUACGAUGUGUCACGCAUUUACACGGGCAGUCUGGAGGAUGACGAGGCUGCCCAUGUCCAGGCGAUACUCACAAGUGAUAAUCUGCUCGAUGGCACAAUUGAGACGCAAGCUGAGCAUUAUUAUAUUGAACCAGCGCAGCGUUACUCACAGCAAUUGGCCGAGAGUGGUGUUCAUAGCAUUGUCUAUAAGCUAAGCGAUGUAAAUAUGCAACAACACAAUUCAUUUGCCAGCGGUUUGUCAUCUAAAUCGCCCAUUAAGACGCAUUGCGCCAGCGAACGUUUGAGGCAGAAACGUUGGUUGCCCGAGGAGGAGCACGUCACUGCUCCAACUUAUAAUCGCAAUCCACCGUUGCCGUUGGAUCUUGAGGUUCCCUACAACGAUGAUUUUCGAGUGCUGGCCUCCGAGGAGGAUCGCAGUGAGGAAGCACCGAAAAAAUCCACAGUAACAACAACAACGACUGUGCGAAGCACGGAAAGCUUUCUGGCGACGCUAACGAAGCCCACACCUAAUCGCAAUAUACUUGUAAAUAACUUUAAUCCCUCCAAUGUUGGCGAUAGCAGUCGCAGCUACAAUGGCAACUCCAAUACCAAUUCAAAUUCUAACAGCAACAACAACGUACGCAAAUUGUACACGAAGCAUAAAAACAUCAUUGUUAGCACCUAUAACCGGCCAAUAGAGCCAGAAUUUGGCACACCCUACGAGGAGCCGAAUGCCAACAAUAGCAACAGCCUGCCAAAUAACUUUUUCAAUGCCAAUUGGACGACGCUCUCCAUGGGCAACAGCAACGGGGCCAAUGAUCGUCCCAGCCAUAAGACGCAUGUAGAGAUUAUUACAAAGAAUGGCGCCACCAAGAAACCCAAUAUUAUUGUAAACAAUUACAAUCCAGAGAUAAUAUUCGCCCCAAAUCCACAUAAUCCCAGUUUUAACACCAUGCUGAUGACGAAUCUGUUGAGUGGUCGUGGCGAUGAUAUUCAUAGCUCGCCCCGUCUGCUUUAUGAUCGUAAGACCACUUGCAUGCUUUAUUUGCAAGCGGAUCACACAUUCUUCCAGAAGAUGGGCAGUGAUGAGGCCUCAAUUGAGGCUAUCACACGGCAUGUUCAACGCGCCAAUUCUAUUUAUCGCAAUACGGAUUUCAACAAUGAUGGAAAACCAGACAAUAUUACGUUUAUGAUCAAACGUAUAAAGGUUCACAACAUGAAUGCCAUGAAGGAUCCUAGCUAUCGAUUUCCCGGCAAUUAUGGUGUUGAAAAGUUCUUGGAAUUGUUUUCAGAGGAGGACUACGAUGCCUUUUGUCUGGCCUAUAUGUUCACCUAUCGCGAUUUUGAGAUGGGCACUUUGGGUCUGGCAUGGACAGGAGAUCUAAAAAAUGCCGGUGGCGUUUGUGAAAAGAAUGGCCACUAUCGAGGAUCGCUAAAGUCGUUAAACACAGGCAUUGUGACGCUCCUCAAUUAUGGCAAACAUGUGCCACCGGCUGUGUCGCAUGUGACCCUAGCGCACGAAAUAGGCCAUAACUUUGGCUCACCUCACGAUCCAGAGCUGUGCACACCAGGUGGUGAGGAUGGCAAUUUCAUUAUGUUUGCACGCGCAACAUCUGGCGACAAGAAGAACAAUAACAAAUUCAGCGCGUGUUCAUUAAAGUCCAUAGAGCCUGUGUUGAAUGCCAAGGCGCGCUCAAUGAAAGGCUGCUUUACGGAACCACAGUCCUCAAUUUGUGGCAAUGGUGUUGUUGAGCCAGGCGAGCAAUGUGACUGUGGCUGGGAAGAGGACUGCAAGGAUUCCUGCUGUUUCCCCAUGUCACGGAAUCCGCACAUCGAUGAAACGCCCUGCACAUUGACGCCACAUGCACGCUGCAGUCCGUCACAAGGUCCUUGCUGCACAACUGACUGCAAGGUGAAGUUUGGCGACAAGUGUCGUGAUGACAACGGUUGCCGUGAUCCCUCGUUUUGUGAUGGUCGGGUACCUCAAUGUCCGCCAUCGGUGAACAAACCGAACAAGACCAUUUGCAACAAGGAGUUUGUCUGCUAUAUGGGCGAUUGCACAGGCAGCAUUUGCUUGGCCUACGGCCUCGAGUCAUGCCAAUGCAUACCAGGACCUGAGGAUGAUCGCAUCAAGUCAUGCGAGUUGUGUUGUAAGUUGCCCGGUGAGAAUAAUCCGUGUCGCAGUUCGUUUGAAUGGAAUGAAGCUCCCUUCGAUGUGCCAGACAUGUACUCCAAACCGGGAACACCUUGCAAUGACUACAAUGGCUACUGUGAUGUGUUUCAAAAGUGCCGUGAAGUUGAUCCAUCUGGACCUUUGGCUACGCUGCGUAAAUUGCUGCUGUCAGAGGAGAGCAUUGCUACUUUCAAGAAGUGGAUGCAGCAACAUUGGUACACUGUAGCACUGGCUGCCAUUGGAGUCUUCUUACUACUGAUACUGAGCACAAAGCUGCUGGCGAAACGCUCGAAUCUGAAGCAUAAGUCGGUGACAAUCAUUCAUAGUGCCACCACGGAAACUGUGCGAUUACCGGAGAACAAUAACGGCGUCAUCGUACAUACGGCUGUGCGCACUAAAGUGCCAUUCAAGAAGAAGGUUCGCGGUGAGCGCAGCAAGAAGUCGACCAAUGGCGUUGGAGCAACAGCAGGAGUACGUUCAAGUGGAGCAGCUAAAGCCACUACCAGCGCAGAGCCAAAGAAAACAUCAAGAACGCAAGGAGUGACAAAGAAGAAAUCAAAAACGAGUGCAACUGACGAGGAUCAAGCUAAGAAAUCCAACAAAAAGCUGGGCAAGCAUAUGAAGGAAAUCAUUGAUUAUUCACAGCGCAACAAUGGUGGCAAUGGCGACGAUGGCUCCAAUCUGUCGACGAGCAACAAUCACACCAACACUUUUGGAAAAGUGCAAAAAUGGCUGCUGGAGUCGCCAAUUGUGGCACAACCAUUAUCGCACAUUGAGCAUAGCUCGCGUGUGCGCAAUGUGAUGAGCAAGUCGCAGUCAACGCCCGAGCGACUGGUGCAGAAAACGCCUCAAAAGACCAAGUCCAUGGGCAACCUGUCCAAUGAGAAGGUUAAACUGCAGGUCGUCUACAAGCCACCAUUCAAGUUCUCGCUGCGGCUGUCUAAGAAGCCCAAGGUGAAAACGCACGUCGUGGGCGUCAGUGCUGGCGCACGUCCAAAGCGCACACAAAAGAGCAAUGCACGCUCCAGUGGACAGCCGACCACGUCUAAGGGACCAUAUACGGAACGUGCGAAGCGCACUGCGCUGCUUUUGUGCAACGAAGCAGAGGACGAUAAUCAAAUUCUGACGCUCAACGAGCCCAACUACGAGACACUGAAGCCACCAACGCAACGUAAUAGCACCGACCACUGCUAUGAAAAUGUUGAUUUGCCCAGCGGCAGUGCCGCGGCAAUCGACACGAAGCCAAGCAGCAGUAAUAGCGGUGGCAAAAUUGCACCAAGCUCAACACGUGCCAGCCCAGAAGGCGCAGCAGCAACAUCCAAUACAGCAGGACAACGUAGCUCCUAUCGUCGCUCAAAUUCGUUGUCCACACACAAUCCGUUUGCAGUGGCGCCACGUCGUAGUAGCAGCAAGGCGGGCAAGAAUGAGGCACACAACUCUGGUGGAUCCAUAAAUUUAACGCGCAACUUUGGGAGCACACAGAAUCUCAUCAAUCUGAGCCAAAACAUGGCCAAGUCCAAGAAGCGCAGCAGUCUCAAUCUUAAGGCAAGUGCUGCCAAGAACGGAAAAGAUCCGCCUAUAGCUGCAGCGUCAGCAGCAGCUCCCACUGCAGCAACGCCACAGCGCCGUUCAAAUUCCAAUGCCAAUCUGCGCAGAAACAGCAGCGUUUCGAAUGCGCCGCCGUCACACCCAGCGCCGGUGCCGCCAACGCGCAAUUCGCGCAACAGCUUCAGCAACAUUCCACGCGCCAGUCUCAAUGGACAAAGCGGCUCCAACUCCUCCUCCUCAGUGGCAGCAGCUGCAGCGACGGCGUCUCAUGUGCCGCCGCCUAGCUUCUCUCGUCAGUCGUCGAGCAGCACAACGACCACUUCGUCCAGUGCUGCAACGUCAGCGCUACCGCAUCAUGCGCUACAACAAUCCGCCUCCGCAAGCGUCGUGACCAGCAGCCAACGGCAAGCGACGCAACCCAUACGACGCAGUCUUCACAAUUUCAGAUCACGCUCAACGGCAGCAGCGGCAGCAACAGCAACGCCAGCAUUACCCACGACGGCAAUGGACAAUGGAUUGCCAUCGGAUCUGGAGGUGGUUGUCUCUGAUAUUGAGAAUUUGGUUAGCUAAGAGCAGCGCCAUUUCUUUUCAUUUCAAACCAACCAAGUGAAAGUGAUAAGUCCUAAAGUUAGUUAUACAAAAAAAUUGUCGCAUAGGUUUAAAUGCAUAUACUUAUAUAUAUAUAUAUAUAAAUAUAAAAGAAAAUUUAGAUUUGUAUAUAUUUAAAACAUAUAUACAUAUUAUUCAAGAUAUGUAUGUACUUUACACUGCCUUAAACUUGCCGUUUCUGCUGAAUAUGUGAAUGCCACGCCAAUACAUCCCCUCCACACACCCUGCACACCAAAUACCAAGUACCAAAACGACCACAAUUAUCAUUAAUUAACGCUAACAACGCUCGUGCUUAUGGCUCUAUCGACACACAACACCUAACUUGACUUAUCCAUAAACCAUAAAUGCUCACCCACCCAAAGCCAAUGCCAAUGCCAAUGCCACAACAACACGACCACAAUCACUAUACAUACCACACCACCGCCGAAGCCAGCCGCACUCACCGCACAUUGUACCUUUUACUACUUAACUGUUGUAUUGUAUUCGUGAUCUGUAACUAUAUAUCUUGUAAACUGUAAUUUAAUCUAAUGCUAUAACCUAAAUUGUGUGCGGCUCUCGAAACUUGAUCGUCUUGCAUAUACGACACACUUCGCAAUGUUUUUCCUAGUAUCACACAGUGCUCUCUGAAAAAUAAUCAAAACAAUUUUUAUAAUGCAAACAUAAAAUAUAUAUCCCAUAGAUCGAUUACAAUAUACUAUUUUCGUAUGUGUAUCCAAGACACUCGCAAAUCGAUUGCUGCACACAAUCAUACUAUUCUUAUACUAUUAUUGGCCUGUUAAUAUUGUUUUCUACAUAGAGUAUUAUGUUUUUUGUUAGAUUUCUAUUUCUAUAUAAGUAUCGCGCUAUCUGUUUCUUUUAACUACUAUCAUUGUCAUCUGUAAACUUCGACACACAGAACAGAACAACAAUACAAGGUGCUAUUUUAUUAACGAAAAUGUUUAAGAACAAGAAAUUAACCAACAAAUUUUAAAACUUAUAACAUAUUUUCCAAGAAGAUCAAAAAACGAUAUUAAGAUCUGUAGUUGAGAACGAAGAGAAUGGAGAAGAGUGUAGCCAAGUAGACUGGGUAGCCAGGGGAAAGUUGCAAAUUAAUGAUACUUAGUAACAAUAAAAUAUAACCAACGAGAUAAUUGUCAAUAAAUCAAAAGUAAAAUGCAUCGAACGUAGUUAAUAGUAGUCGCAAACAAAAUCAAAUAGAGAAGUUAAUGCUAAUCCUCCCAGUCAAUGACACAUAAAAACAUACAUCACACACACACACACACUAAAAUGCCUGCGCCAUUCUUAGUAGUAGUGUAUAUAAGAAAUCAAAUCGAAAUAUAUACAUACAUAAAUAGUUUUUAUAUGCAAUAACAAAAGAAAGAAAAAACUAGAGCAAUGAAGAAACACCUAACGAUAUUCAUAAACACUCAUAACACUCACACACGAAUAGUCACGUAGCGUAUCGAAUCACUGAGCAAACGGCUUGCAAAAUAAAACCCCCAAUAAUUAACGAUUUGUAGCCGUAAGAUAAUUGGAAAACCCCUAUAUAUAUAGUCGUAGCUACUGUAAUUGUAACACUGUGUUGAAAAUCGGCGUUUAAGAUUGCGUAUAGUUCUGAUAUGUAUUUGCAUUUGUAUGACGGGUGGUAAAAUAGUUACACGGGGAGUGCAAUUUUAUGAGCAUUUGCGUAUAUUUUUUUUGGAAUAUACAAUUCAUUAUAGAAAGAUAUAGAUAUGCUACUUAUGCUCAGCUCAAAAAUUACCGACCCACGUAGAAAUGGGACAUGGGACAGAAAGUUAACGUUAACGCGUAGGCAAGCUAUGAAACGGAAUAACGAUAAAGUACGCGACAAUCGCUUUGAAAUGCUUAAAUGAACAAAAAAAGAAUAAAAAUCGAAUUUUAGUUGUAAGUUUAAGUCUUAACAAUUGAACAAGAAAAAAAAGAAUAAACAUAAAUCGAGAACCUACGAUAAAAUAUUUAAAUAUGAAACUAUACAAGGCGCAGAUUCUUUUUUAACGUCAAACUAUCGGCAAUAUUAUUAAACUUACCAAAAAACACAAAAGAUAAAAAAAAGAAAAUCAAGAAUAAAGAAAAUUGCCAAUGUUUAUGUACUGUAAAUAAAAAAAAAAAAAAAUUCAAAGAAAUAUGAUCUAAGUUGAGGAUGAUCGGC
This is a messenger RNA of Drosophila nasuta, 6871 nucleotides long. It is a transcript of the gene Kul, whose product is annotated as Kuzbanian-like. Gene Ontology annotation, biological process: Notch signaling pathway; membrane protein ectodomain proteolysis. Gene Ontology annotation, molecular function: metalloendopeptidase activity. Gene Ontology annotation, cellular component: plasma membrane. The record is from RefSeq and is a predicted model, not a curated record. Lineage: Eukaryota; Metazoa; Arthropoda; Insecta; Diptera; Drosophilidae.